GAGCUGUUUCCGUCCACAGACCGGGACUGAAACUGGGCCUGGCUGCGCUCAGGACUUUGAACAUUAAUCUGAGUCAGACUUUAAAAUGUCAGCCAUCCAGCAGGAAGCCAGCAGGUGAAGCGUAAAGAGGAGCGGACCGUCCCUCCACCAGGCUCCUCUUUCACUGGCAUGAAGUGAAGACUCAGAUUUCCAGAAGGCGCAGAGCAGAGCGGCUCGCUUCUCACCGUCGCUACAUGGCUCUCCCCAUCGUGCCCAUCGCGCUGCUGCUCUUCGGACUGGUUGGCAUCCUGCUGCUCACCGUUCCCACCCAGGACGUCCGGGACGCGCCGGGGUUCAUGUAUGGAAUUGUCCUGGAUGCUGGUUCUUCCCACACAGCUUUGUAUAUUUAUAAGUGGCCUGCAGAUAAGCAAAAUGGCACCGGUGUGGUCACCCAGCACAGCGACUGCCAUGUGGAAGGUGGGGGAAUAUCUAGCUACGCGGGCCAAAGCGGAGCAGCAGGUAGGAGCUUAGAGGCGUGUCUGGAUCAGGCUGUUAAGGAUAUUCCCAAAGAGAGACACCAGAACACGCCCGUGUACCUGGGGGCCACAGCUGGCAUGAGAAUCCUGAAUAUUUCCAAUCCAACGCAGUCGAGUCAGAUACUAGAAGAGGUGGGCCAGAAAGUCAAGUCGUACCCUUUCGACUACCGCGGAGCUGCCAUAUUGAGCGGACAGGAGGAGGGAGCGUACGGUUGGGUCACCGCCAACUAUCUCUUAGAGAACUUCAUUAAGUACGGGUUCGUCGGGCGCUGGUUCAGCCCCGGGAGACCGACGGUGGGGGCGCUCGAUUUAGGCGGAGCGUCCACACAGAUAACGUUCGCUACUGAGGAGGCGGUGGAGGACGAACGGGACAUGAUGAAGCUGCGUCUUUAUGGUCACGAGUACUCCCUGUACACCCACAGCUUCCUGUGCUAUGGCCAGGACCAGCUUUUAAAGAGACUGCUGGCUCACAUCGUGAAGUCUCAGGGUUACUCUCAGGUGGUCACUCAUCCCUGCUACCCUGCAGACUACAGCAGGACACUGAAAAUGGACGACAUCUUCAGCUCACCCUGCACCGCGCGGGACAAACCCGACUCCUACAACCCCGAGAGCGGCUUGACGUUGCAAGGCAGCGGACAUUACGAGCACUGCGUGGGCAACGUGUCCGUGCUCUUCUCCUUCGACGGCUGUCCCUUCUCGCAGUGUUCGCUUGACAAAGUCUUCCAACCAAACAUCACCGGCAGCUUCAUGGCGUUCUCUGCUUUUUUCUACGUUCACUCCUUCCUGCGGCAAAUCACCAGAAUCACAGUCAGCACCCCGCAGCUGCUGGACCAGGCCGCCGAGGCGCUGUGCGCCAUGAGAUACAGUCAGCUGCUCAGUCUGGCUCCGGCAGAAAGGCCUCGUCUGCAGAACUACUGCGCUUCCUCUGUGUUCAUCAAAACUCUCCUUGUGAGAGGAUACGGCUUUGAUGACGCGUCGUUCCCUCUCAUUUCCUUUCAGAAGAAGGUGGGGGACACGUCGAUGGGCUGGGCUCUGGGCUACAUGCUGACUCUCAGCAGUCUGUUACCCGCGGAAAGCGUCGGGGUGAGGAAAACCCUCACCCUGGGAGCAUGGGGGACGCUCCUCUUCCUCUUCAUUGUCCUCCUCUUAGUCAUCUGUGCCUUCCUUCUGCUUCGAGCUCGAGACAGGAGGAAGAAAGGAGGUGAUGAAAGCGCCAUCUAGAUUCCACAUGCACCUCUAUGGAGGUGAAGAAAAGAAAAACAUACAGGACAUUUGGAUUAUGUUCUUCUAUCUCUUUUGCAUCAUUGCUCCUACCAGCAAUUUAUUUUAAUAUAAAAAAGGUGUAUAACUACAUCUGCUUUAAAUUACAGCCCUGCUCAAAAGUUUGCAUCCACCCUUCAUCUGCAGGACUGUUUUUUUUCUUUCAAUGUUGUUUUUAAACUGUUCUGUUUUUUUGUUAGUUUUUUUAUUUUAAAGGUUUGGUUGACUUUUAAUGACAACAUACAGCCCAUAUGUUUGAGUUUACUGUGGAUUUUCUCCCAUACAUACAGGCUCAGGUAUAUUCCAACAGUACACUCCCAUUAAUAUCUGUUUAGGUAUCUGCAGAAAAACCAUCAGCAAACUUCUGGUUUAUUUCUGAUUGGAUAUUUGACCAUGUUUCCAUGCAGAACUGGUGAGCAUUAUCUAAACCGGAUGGUUGCCUUGGUAGGUUUUUAUUUCUUUCUUUCAAACCUGAGGUCAGGGCUAUUACAGAAGACGAACGUCCGGUGUCAUUGUCACACUGCAACAACCAACUGAGCCCAAGUUUAAACCAGCUAGCUGUUUAUUUGAGGGGAACUUGAAGAAGUUGAUGGUUAAUGUCCUUCAUUAUUCCCUCCAUUUUCCCCUAACGCAGCAGGGCAAUUGGUCUAUAGGGACAGCAUGAUGCUACGACCGCCACGAGCUGUCUCCAGUCACUCAUCAUUGCCCACCCAGUCAUAAACGCAGGGGUGGCGUUCUCCCUGUAUGCUUUCAGUUCAUCAGAUAUCUAUGGUUCAUUUUGGUCCAAUAAUGAACUUCUCAAUGUGGUCAAACAGCUCAAUCUUGGUGUAGUCUGACCAUUUCAGAUAAAUUUGAUGUUGUCCCUUUUGGAGCACCACCCCUUUUGGUCCAUGUUGAUAUAAAACUGACCUCACUGUGAACAUUUCCAGCAGUAAAGCCGCAGUUUCUCAGUUCACUGCAGGUAUGAACCUCAUUGGUUCUUGGGUUGUUCCCAAACAUCCAAACUAGCUUUCUUUCAUUUGAAGGGACCAGUUUGGGAGAGAUGGUUGACACUUGGACCUCGUACGCUUCUUUUAAAAAGACAUCUUUCUCAAACACACAUCAACAUUUCAUUCUGAAUUUUGAGCCUCUUUGCUGAAAAGGUGUAGACUUUUGAAUGAAUGGUUGAAUAUCCAACCAUAAUUAUACCAGAAGCUCAAAAAAUAAAGAUGGGCAACUUGCUAAGAGACAUUUAGCCAAAUAUUAGUGUAUAAAUUUGAGUCUGUAUGUUUUAUAUUGACCCUGCGUGAAAAUCCACAGUAAAUUAGAAUUUGUGAUUGGUUUUUUUUUAAGAAAUUUGAAGCUGUUUGUAUACAUUUCUUGAUGAGGGGGGUAUGAAAACUUGAUGACACGUAUCUGAAAGAUGAGAUGGGAGAAUAUAAGUGUAAAAAAACACUUUUAUUUCUGUUAUGUAACGCUCUAACAAAAGGAGAAAAAGGGACUAAUUUAAGAAACUUUUUUUUUAAAAAUGUCACUGCUGAAGUAGAAGCAGGUAUUUGUAUAGUUAACUUAAAUACAGGUCAGACUGUCCAAGCUGCCGUACGUCAUUUCUAACAGCAACAAUAAAUGAGAUGUGAUAAUAUAUGAACUUAGGAAUUCAGAAAUGAAGGAAAUCAAAACAAAAUAAAAUCAACCAUUAUGUAAAACAGAGAUUUAAAAAUUAAAAUGAGAAUUUGGGCAAAUUAGCACACUUGAAAAUAUAAUUUGAAAGGCUAAGAUUUUAGCCUGGACUUAGAAACAAGCCACCAGAGAUGGCGACUCAAAUCACACUAAAGUCACAAUAGUAGAAGACUUGAGACUCAGGAAAUAAAACCCUUUGUCUCCUUUAAGCUUGUGAUUGGAUCUGAAAACAUGGAGAAAAUGCUUGUCUGUGGACCUGAUAGGCAUGAGUGACUGUUUGGGCAUAAAAAAUAAACAUGUAUAAACACUCAUCAAGGUGCAUCGGACCCAAAAUAACUUCCUCAUUCAACAUUCUCAAAAAAAGAGAGAAAGAAAUUAAACUGGACAUGCAGAAAGGUCCAAUGAUUGUGUUGCAGAUCAAACAUAGGUUAGCUCGAUGCGUUGCAAAUAAAUAAUAGCAGUAUUAGUGUGUUUAAUAUUUAUUUAGCAAACAGCUGUUUAGAAUGCAGUAUUUGUUAGCUAUUAAAUUCAAAGUGUCACUAAUUUGUGAGUUGAGUGUCAACAUCAAAUUCCUCAAUCAGCUUUAUUGGUGAAGUCUCUUUAAACAAAGAACUAAUAAAAGACUUUCACAUGUUCAGUCAGUGAACGCGCCACAGCUAAGCAGCACCAGGUGGCCCUGAAUGCAACACUUUAGCAUAGCAUUUGUUACUGGGUGAAGGGAAAUAUCUAUUUGUAAGCACUUUGGGGAUUUUUUUCUUAAAUCAGUGAUGCCAACUCCAGCAGAUAACAGGGUUACUGAACGUCUUACUGGAAAUCGCUGUUAGUUAAAUAAGAAACGAAGAGAUAAGAAAAUGUCCACAAUAUUCUGAUGGAUGUGUUUCUAUACUUUACAUCGUUUUGUUUAUUUAUUCUAAACUUACAAAACUCAUUAACAGCUUUAGGUAAUGUUAGUUUUUGAUUUUCUGGAGCUCUUUAUAGGUGUCUGAUGUAAAUCGUUAAGUGAUGUAUUGUACUUAAUAUAAGGAUGCAUCUGUCAACUUCAAAGUGACUAUAACUAGUCAGUAAGUACUUGAUCAGCAAGUAAAAUACUGAAAAAUCUCAUUUUUCUCUUUUUCCUUAUAUGUAUCAAUCUUUAAAAGUCUCACUGUCUUUUGGUCUGUCAACGUGGCAACAAAUACCAGGUCCUUUCUUGCACUAAAGUGGUUUAAGCAAAUGUAUAAAUGAGGAUACUCUUGUCAUAAUCUUGUUUUCCUUUGGGCUCAAAGCAGCUAAUUUUUUCAGCAUAUUUUCUUUUUGUUACAUUAAGUUGAAUCCAAACAAACUGGACACAGGUGAGGUGGAAUGUGCUCUAAAAGGAAAACCUCAUUUGACAGGACUGGAAAUCUCUUUCAGCAAAUAAAAAAAAUGGAGCAGUG
Molecule: messenger RNA, 4849 nt
Organism: Fundulus heteroclitus (mummichog)
Lineage: Eukaryota; Metazoa; Chordata; Actinopteri; Cyprinodontiformes; Fundulidae
Product: ectonucleoside triphosphate diphosphohydrolase 2
Biological process (GO): nucleoside diphosphate catabolic process
Cellular component (GO): plasma membrane
Molecular function (GO): UDP phosphatase activity; GDP phosphatase activity
Source: RefSeq, a predicted model, not a curated record